Messenger RNA from Nerophis ophidion (straightnose pipefish), 2802 nucleotides. Its product is annotated as cholesterol 25-hydroxylase-like. Gene Ontology annotation, molecular function: steroid hydroxylase activity; iron ion binding; C-4 methylsterol oxidase activity. The transcript is spliced from 2 exons. Gene Ontology annotation, biological process: sterol biosynthetic process; cholesterol metabolic process. The record is from RefSeq and is a predicted model, not a curated record. NCBI's taxonomy places the organism in Eukaryota, Metazoa, Chordata, Actinopteri, Syngnathiformes, Syngnathidae. The coding region runs from base 170 to 952 and encodes 260 amino acids.
CUCCCCCAACUUCCUGCGUGGAGUGUCACGGUGCAACAUCUCCGUCUCACUCCUCCGAGACCUCAUUGCGUGAAGACGCGUGUCGGGACAAGGAGAAACAUUUCAAACAGAAACAGAAAGCAUUUGAAACAGAAGCCUGGACGUUUGAAGAGGAUGUGAAGGUCCGGUGAUGAACACAUCUUCCACGCAGCGUGUCGAGCCACUGCUCCAAAGUCCGUGGGACUACCUGAGGAUCCAACACCAGCACGUCUUGUCCUCCUUCUACCUGCCGGCGUGCGGCGCCUUCCUCGUCCACGUCGCCUUCUGCGCGCCCUUCCUGCUGCUGGACGUCCUGGCCGGGGUCAGUCCGCGGGUCCACGCCUGGCGGAUCUCUGCCGGCCCGCCUCCGUCUCUCUCCCGGUGGUCGGCGUGUCUGCGGAGGAUCGCCGUCCGCUACCUGACCGCCGUGCUGCCGGUCACCGCGCUGCUGCAGACCCUGCGUGUCCCCGCCGAACUGCCCGAACGCGCGCCGACCUGCUGGCGGCUUUUCGCGGAGGUGGUCGCCUGUCUGCUGCUUUUUGACGCCUUUUUCUUCGCCUGGCACUUCUGCAUGCACAGGGUCCCUUGGCUGUACUGCAACAUCCACCAGGAGCACCACCGGCACCACAAACCCUUCGCCCUGCAGGCCCAAGAUGCCAGCACCCCGGAGCUGCUCUCCCUGCUGCUCCUCGGCCUGGCCAGCGCCUGGUUGGUGGACUGCCACCCUUUGAGUCAAGUCCUCUUCCACCUUCUUAACACCUGGUUGGCGGUGGAGGACCACAGCGGCUACAGUCUGCCUUGGGGUCUGCACAAGCUGCUUCCUCUCCUGGGAGGAUCCCCCCACCACCACACCCACCACGCCCGGCACCAUGGCAACUACGCCCCCUAUUUCACGCACUGGGACCGCCUUUUUGGCACAUACUCUGGCGACUGAUUGUUUUUUCCCUCUCCAACAUAAGGCAUUAUUAUUUAAUAUUUGUACAGACCCCGUUUCCAUAUGAGUUGGGAAAUUGUGUUAGAUGUAAAUAUAAACAGAAUACAAUGAUCCUUUUCAACCCAUAUUCAGUUGAAUAUGCUACAAAGACAACAUAUUUGAUGUUCAAACUGAUAAACAUUCCUUUAUUUUUGCAAAUAAUCAUUAACUUUAGAAUUUGAUGCCAGCAACACGUGACAAAGAAGUUGGGAAAGGUGGCAAUAAAUACUGAUAAAGUUGAGGAAUGCUCAUCAAACACUUGUUUGGAACAUCCCACAGGUGUGCAGGCUAAUUGGGAACAGGUGGGUGCCAUGAUUGGGUAUAAAAACAAGCUUCCCCCCAAAAAAUGCUCAGUCUUUCACAAGAAAGGACGGGGCGAGGUACACCCCUUUGUCCACAACUUUGUCAAACAGUUUAAGAACAACGUUUCUCAAAGUGCAAUUGCAAGAAAUUUAAGGAUUUCAACAUCUACGGUCCAUAAUAUCAUCAAAAGGUUCAGAGAAUCUGGAGAAACCAAUAUUAAAUGACCGUGACCUUCCACUGUAUCAAAAACCGACAUCAAUCUCUAAAGGAUAUCACCACAUGGGCUCAGGAACACUUCAAAAAACCAUUGUCACUAAAUACAGUUGGUCGCUACAUCUGUAAGUGCAAGUUAAAGCUCUACUAUGCAAAGCGAAAGCCAUUUAUCAACAACAUCCAGAAACGCCGCCGGCUUCUCUGGGCCCGAGAUCAUCUAAGAUGGACUGAUGCAAAGUGGAAAAGUGUUCUGUGGUCUGACGAGUCCACAUUUCAAAUUGUUUUUGGAAAUAUUCGACAUUGUGUCAUCCGGACCAAAGGGGAAGCGAACCAUCCAGACUGUUAUUGACGCAAAGUUCAAAACUCAGCAUCUGUGAUGGUAUGGAGGUGCAUUAGUGCCAAAGGCAUGGGUAACUUACACAUCUGUGAAGGCACCAUUAAUGCUGAAAGGUACAUACAGGUUUCGGAACAACAUAUGCUGCCUUCUAAGCGCCGUCUUUUUCAUGGGCGCCCCUGCUUAUUUCAGCAAGACAAUGCCAAGCCACAUUCAGCACGUGUUACAACAGCGUGGCUUCGUAAAGAAAAGAGUGCGGGUACUUUCCUGGCCCGCCUGCAGUCCAGACCUGUCUCCCAUCGAAAGUGUGUGGCGCAUUAUGAAACGUAAAAUGUGACAGCGGAGACCCCGGACUGUUGAAGGACUGAAGCUCUACAUAAAACAAGAAUGGGAAAGAAUUCCACUUUCAAAGCUUCAACAAUUAGUUUCCUCAGUUCCCAAACGUUUAUUGAGUGUUGUUAAAAGAAAAGGUGAUGUAACACAGUGGUGAACAUGCCCUUUCCCAACUACUUUGGCACGUGUUGCAGCCAUGAAGUUCAAAGUUAAUGAUUAUUUGCAAAAAAAAAAUAAUGUUUAUGAGUUUGAACAUCAAAUAUCUUGUCUUUUUAGUGCAUUCAACUGAAUAUGGGUAGAAAAGGAUUUGCAAAUCAUUGUAUUGUGUUUAUAUUUACAUUUAACACCAUUUCCCAACUCAUAUGGAAAAAGUGGUUUGUAAUUAUGUAAGAAUGAAAGUGUUUCCAUGCUGGAUGCUGGUUAUUUUCCAUACUUAACCACAGUUCUGUUUUGAAAAUAGGGAAAUUGGGAAGGUCCCCGCAAUGUCACAUGCUGUUUUUUUGGAGAAUGAAAGUUAAAAACAGGAUAGUACUGCGGCAGGAAAGAAGGACUGACUGAUCACAUACAUUUUCUGUGAACCGGAAAGUUUUGUAUGCAUUCAGUAAAAUAAAGUCUAAGAUUAUUUCAA